UAUAGACAUAUAGUCAACUGUUACAUUAUUUCAAGUCCUGGAAUAGUUGAUGGCCUGAAGCUAAAGGGUUUGCAUAAAGGCAGAGGUCUAUUGUUGCUUGUUGAAAUGAUCUCAGCCGGUAACUUUGCAACAGGAGACUACACUGCAGCAGUAGUCAAAAUUGCUGAACAACAUUCCAAUUUCGUUGUUGGUUUUAUUUCUGUUAGUCCGGCAUCUUGGUCUGGAGCGCCAGCCGCCAGUCAAUCCGAUAUUUAUCUAGGCCACACCUGGAGCCCAAAUGGUGGAAGGUUUUUGGCAGUACAAUACCCCAUAUUCUGUAAGUUACCCUUGGAAAACUUACUUCUUUCCCAAGAAUCCGUAGCAGUUACAAUGCCAAUAGUGGUUUCGCUGGACUCCGGAGGCUUCGCACGGCACUACCCACCGCCAUCUCACCGCCUCUCACCGCUUCCUCCUCCGGCCGGGGCUUUCUUCUCGUCUUCAUGUAGCUCUGUUCCUUGCAGCCAGCAAAGGGUGCUCAGAGUCUCGAGUUUUUCGCCAUCUUCUGGCCCUCGUUGA
Linum tenue is the source of this 555-nucleotide messenger RNA. NCBI's taxonomy places the organism in Eukaryota, Viridiplantae, Streptophyta, Magnoliopsida, Malpighiales, Linaceae. The record is from the annotation of a GenBank genome assembly.